Messenger RNA from Zootermopsis nevadensis, 2441 nucleotides. Lineage: Eukaryota; Metazoa; Arthropoda; Insecta; Blattodea; Termopsidae. The record is from RefSeq and is a predicted model, not a curated record.
AUUUAAUCUUGCUUUUGAAGUGUAAAUAUUAUUUGCUGUAUCUUCUUCAACUUUAUCCAUAUAUGACAUGCGUAUAAUACGUAUAUAUUAGUUUUUACACUUGUUAAAAUGGUCCUAAUAUAAUAUUUGAGCAAUAUACGUCAUUUGGCUUUACCAAAAUGGACGACUAAUUGUAGAUAGGGUGUGACAGAUAUUACAGUAUUUCAACAUUGAGUAUGUUGGAGAGCUUAGGAUUUAAUAAUGAUCCCUUGUAUUUAGGUAUCUUCUGUCUUCAUUGUCAUAAUCGUGUAACUUGCCUUUUCAAAAUUUGUUUUAUGCAAAGGUUUAUGACACUUGUAAACACAGUAAUGAACCUUCUGGUUUUGUAAAAGUAGAAACAGUUCUUGACUAACUUACAGAUUGUAUGUAUUUUCUAAGAAUAAUGUAUUGUUAUUAGAUUUGUACUACAUUCUGAACAUCAUAUCCAUGAAAGGGCAAUUUACUGGUUCUGGACCCUAUCCGUUGGUUACCAGAGUACCAAAGGCUCUUCUUCAGAGUAUGAUGUUGACCACUCACAUCCAUCAUGGAGCUAUAUUUCCACUCUUCGAUGUGUCUUUGUGGUGUGAUGCAUAAGCCUGAGAACAACUUUAUGAUUGUGUGUGUGUAUGUGCAUACACACAUGCAUGCAUACUAAGUCUAUAUUAAUAGGAAGAAUGGUGUGCCUGAGGGAAACACAUCAUGGAUAUUAAAGUGGAGCCUACUUCAGACAGUGAAUCUGAUGUAUUAUCUUCUCAGUGUAAUAUAGAGGUUCCCGAUACAGACAACGAAGAAACAGAAGUUUCUUACGUUUUCUCUGAAGUGAAAUGUGAAAUUAAGGAUAUUGAGGAAGAUAAAGAGGAAACAAAGAAUGAACCCAGUACAGAGGAACAGCGGGAAUGUGGAGGUUUUGAAAGCAUGAAUUCGGGAGAUCCGGCCACUCGGCAAAAUUGCACGCAAGAAAACCUCUCUUCAACAGAAGACAAUGAUAACGAUAAACAAGUCACAAAUGAUCAGCUGUGCAAAACAUGCAGUGAAAAGUUUAGUGAUGCUGACGUAUUUACAGAUCAUUUUCUUCUUACUGCUUUUGAGGAUCCGAAUAUGUGUAAAGUGUGUAAGAAAUCCUUGAACAGAGCUAGCAGUCAUGAAAAACAAUCUAAUGUACAAGCUACAUCUAAACCUUUUGUGUGCAAAGAAUGCAAUAAGCAGUUUAGUCAUCAUAAUUAUUUUAAAUUACAUUCUCUCAUUCAUACAGGAGAAGGACUUCAUGAAUGCCACAUGUGUGACAGGAAAUUCCUUCGAGCUAGUAACCUCAAAGACCAUCUAGUUACACACACAUCUGAUAAACCUUACGAAUGUAACGUGUGCCAUAAGAAGUUUAACCGUUCAAGUAACCUCAAAGAACAUUUACGUAUCCACACAAAUGAAAGAACUUACGAAUGCCCCGAGUGUCAUAAAUUGUUUUCCAAGUCUUUAUACCUCAAAAGACAUUCACUUAAACAUACAGGAGAAAUGCACCAUGAGUGUAACAUAUGCAACAAAAAGUUCAAUGAUCUUAGUAAUUAUAAAGUACAUAUGCUCAUUCACACGGGUGAAAAGCGCCAUGUUUGUAAAGUGUGUAACAAAAGGUUCACAACACCAGGUUAUUUGAAGAAACAUACUGGUGUACACACAGGACAGAAACCUUACUCUUGUGAAAUAUGUCAUCAGCGUUUUACUCAACCCCACAGCGUAAGAAAGCAUUACCUGAUCCAUACGGGUGAAAAGGCCCAUGUUUGCGAGAUAUGCAAUAAGAGAUUUAACACUAGAAGUAAUCUGAAGUUGCAUACCUUGGUUCAUGUAGAAGAGAAACCACAUUCCUGUAACGUGUGUAAUAGGAAGUUUGCAAGAUCAAGUAGUCUUAAAAAGCAUUCCCGUAAACAUUUUUGAGGCAUCGUGUGUGAAAGUGUGUAGAAAGAAAUUCAAUGUUGUCUAUGCUCUUAUAAGACACUGCUGAUCAUACAUUAGCUAAGAGUAAUAAAGCUGUUUAGUGACGCAUAUUUUGAGUUCUGGCUUUGUAAACUUUUCUAUGUUUCUGAAAUAGCAGUGAAACUUGAAGUUACAUCGUAGUGGAAGUAGCUAAGAGUGAGACAAAUAGUGCUUUCUUUAUCUGUGCCCUAACCAUUCUCAAACAGAAAAAAGCAGUUUAAGUUUACAUGUAUUACAUAAGUAAUUAGUGAUGUUUAAUGUUAUUGCACUGAACAUAGAGAAGUUUACACUCCUCUCGAGUCAUGGUGUCCUGACAAGUUUUAUGGUUUUCUUCAGUUUCUGCAAGUAAAAUAAUGGGAUAGUACCUUAAAGUAGAUAACUCAUUCAACCUUCUGUCUUUUGUUACAUGAGACAUGACAUUGAAAAUUUGUCAUUAAAUGACCCAAGAAACAAUCGUA